Diaporthe batatas is the source of this 561-nucleotide messenger RNA. RefSeq lists its product as uncharacterized. The transcript has 3 exons. Lineage: Eukaryota; Fungi; Ascomycota; Sordariomycetes; Diaporthales; Diaporthaceae. The record is from RefSeq and is a predicted model, not a curated record. The coding region runs from base 1 to 561 and encodes 186 amino acids.
AUGAAGGCUGGUGGAAAGUGCCAGCCUGCUAAUGCUGUUGUUGCUGUUGCCAACCUCGGAAGGCGCCUACAGCCUUCCCAAGGAUCCUGCAUAAUCCACCUCGCAAGCAACGGCACCCAAGAGGACAGCCUGAGAACCAGCAACAUACGAAAGCAACAACAACCCAACAAGUACAACGGCGACAGGAUGGACAAAUCCGGUGAUGCACCUGCGGCCGACCAGGCUGGCCAGCAGGAGGAACUGGCCGCCGCUAGAGCACGAUUCCACAACCUGGUCGACACUGGCGCCGACCGCGAGACAGUCAAGGCGGAGUUUGACAGCUUCAUGGCACUGCAGAACAGGAACGCCAUGGACCUCAUGCUGAAGAAGAGCCUGGCCCUGACGGGCCUGACGGAGAUGCUUCACCAACUCAAGCUCGCUGAGAAAAUGCUUCAGGAGGUCAGUUUAGGCGGGGCCGGGUCUCCUGAGGGCAGCGGCGGCGAUGCACAGCAGGACGAGGUGGACGGCGGAGCCUCUGCAUCGAAGGGUCAAGCCGAGGAGGAGCCAAAGGAGAAGGCCUAG